Aspergillus niger is the source of this 561-nucleotide messenger RNA. RefSeq lists its product as uncharacterized. Lineage: Eukaryota; Fungi; Ascomycota; Eurotiomycetes; Eurotiales; Aspergillaceae. Gene Ontology annotation, cellular component: EMC complex. The transcript has 3 exons. The record is from RefSeq and is a predicted model, not a curated record. Gene Ontology annotation, biological process: protein folding in endoplasmic reticulum. Bases 1 to 561 code for a protein of 186 amino acids.
AUGGCUUCUCUGCCCCCUCCACCGCCGCCGCAAUGGGUGGUGAGAAUGAACACCCCCAUGCCACGCCCAUCCAAAGAGGCUGCCAGCAUCCCUGAUCCUCCAGGCUUCUCCAGGAAAAUGGCUGGCAAGAAUAACCGCGCCCAACAGUCCUCAACCACCUCCGCUCCGUCCAAACCCAUUGAAACCGAUACCCUGAAGCUCAAGAAGGCAUGGGAAAUUGCGCUCGCCCCCUCGAAGCAGAUCCCCAUGAACGCGAUCAUGAUGUACAUGUCCGGAAACAGUCUACAGAUCUUCAGUAUCAUGAUGGUGUUUAUGCUGUUCAAGGGCCCCAUCCAGGGCCUGAUCAAUACCAACACGGUGUUCGCCAAGUUCGAUACCGAGGGCACGCGUGGGAAGCUUCUCGGCGUGAAGGCGAUCUAUGUCGUUAUGCAACUGGUGCUGUUGUGUUUGGGAAUUUGGAAGGUUAAUGCGAUGGGACUUUUGCCGACCACAAGAUCGGAUUGGCUGGCUUGGGAGUCAGAACGGCAACCGUUGGAGCGUGCUUAUUUUGCUUUUGGAUGA